Messenger RNA from Rotaria sordida, 1857 nucleotides. Lineage: Eukaryota; Metazoa; Rotifera; Eurotatoria; Philodinida; Philodinidae. The record is from the annotation of a GenBank genome assembly.
AUGGGUUGUACAAAUUCAAAAGAAAAUUCAAAUUUAUCUACAAUAACAACAAUAUCUAAUAAUAAUCAACAAUUAAUUAAUGAUCAUUUUCGUACAUGGUUAAAGUCUAAUCGACCAAAAAUUGAUGAAUAUGUUCUUAAUAAUAUUAUUUCAACAGUACAACAAUAUUCAAAUGAUAUUAAUGAUUAUCGUACAAUAGUUAAUAAAACAAUAGAUCUAAUUUCUGAACGUCAUGAUAUAAAAACAAUAAAUAAAUUAAAUAAAAUUGUACAAAAAGAAAUUUCAUUAGUAUCACCAAAAAAAAUUACAUAUACAAUUGAUAUUCUAAAACAAAUAGCAGAAAAAUUACAGCAUGGACAGAUUAUACUUGAUAAUAAUCAACAACAAACGAUAAUAACUAAUGGCGAAAUAACUAAUGAUACUAAUAUAUCCGAAAAUAAACAUGGUCAAAUAUCAUCAUCCGGUGAACCCGGUAUUAAUUUAAAAGAAGCUUUAGAAAAAGCACGAAUUUUAUUUUAUAAGGGUAAACAAGCUGCAAUAUUUGCUAAUCCAAAUGGUGGUUAUAUUGUAAAAAUUAUUGAUGAUAAUGCUGAUGUUCUUAAUCAAGAUGGAAAUCUUCUUCGUUCAAUUAUUGUAACAGAAGUAAAAAUGCGUCCAAAAUUAAUAACAACAAAUCCUUCACAACAAUCAUCAUCAUCAUCACCACCACCACCACCAACAUCAUCAUCAUCAUCAUCAAAAUUACUUAAUGAAUAUGAAAUUAGUGAUGAUUUUCGUCGUUCAAUUGAUGCUGCUCUCAAAGGACUUGAAACUAUUUAUCAAACAUCAUCACCUAUAUCAUCUCAACAUACAAAAAAUAUUCAUAUUAAUAAAAUAUUAUCAUCAAAUGUAACAUCACAAAAUCCUACAACUAAUUUAACUGAAAUUAAUUAUCGAAAUAAAAAUAAAGUAAUUAAAAAUAUUCAUAAUGAUGAUAAUAAUGAAAAACAACAAUCUAUUAGUGAAACUGAUAUACAACCAAAACUUGUUAAUGCUAUCGAUGAUAUGAACGACAUAAUGUUAAAUAUUAUCGAAACAGCAACUGAAAGUGAAAUUGGUAAUCCAAUAUCAUCAACACAUAUUGAUACGCAAGAAAACAUAACUAAUAUUGAACGUAUUGUUAAAGAAAUUCAAGAACAUGGUGAAAUACAUGAAUUAAAAGAAAAUUUUCCAAUAAAACAACAUUCAUCUUAUUCAUUUGAAAAUGAAGAAUUAUCAAUUCCACAACAAAUAAAAAUAAAUGAUGAUAAUUAUUCAAAAUCUUUUAUUGUUAAUGAAGAAAAAUUUGAUAAAGAUGAAUAUAGUUUUAAUAAAGAAAAAAUAUUUAAUGAAUUAAUACAAACAAAUUUAUCAACAUCAAAUAAAAUUGAAAAUGAUAUAUCAUCAAAAAUAUCAACAUUACCUAGUUCAAUAAUUGAAAAUCAUAAUAAAAUUCUUUCAGAAUCAUUAUUACCAUCUACUGAUAUGAAUACAUCAAUUAAAUUACCAAGUCAUAAUAUAACUUAUACAGAAAUAAUACAUUCAGAAACACGUGAUGGUGAACAAUCACGUCGUUUUAUAACAGAAUCAUAUGAUGAUUGCCCAUCAACAAAUAAUGAUGAAACAACAACACUUAAAGUUGUUACAAAAUCAGAAUUUUUAAAUCAUCCAACAUUAGGUGAAAAAAUUAUGGAACAAAGUGUUCAAGUUAUAACUGUUAAAGUACGAAAUGAAACAAUAACAACAAGAAAUUCAUCACAAACAUCAUCGAAUAAUGAUAUUAAUUAUGAUAAACAAUCGAUUAAAAAUGAUAUUAAUACAAUUGAUAUGACAAUUUAA